Molecule: messenger RNA, 135 nt
Organism: Acanthoscelides obtectus
Lineage: Eukaryota; Metazoa; Arthropoda; Insecta; Coleoptera; Chrysomelidae
Source: the annotation of a GenBank genome assembly
AUGUGUAAAAUGCAAAUUGUUUGGAAUUGUCAAUCUGCAGUUUUCAAACUUCCAAAAUCUGUUACAUUAAUUUUAUUUUAUUAUAUAUACUACAGUGCUGAAAUCUUAAAUCUGCUCAUUGUGGAGUUAUUUUGA